GGGUGGAGGCGCUGUAAGGAGAAACCCUGACGAUCAUAUGUCGCACAUACAGUAGCUUUCACAUCCACAGGCCUCUGCUGAUCGAUUAUACAUUUGCUGCCAAAGAUGGUUCGAACACAUUUUGGACCCCCACGCUUGAAGCCCAGAGCUUAUGAAGAUGGUCAUGGACACAGUGAGGAAAAUUACAACUCCAGGAAUCGGAGAGAUGUACAGGGCUAUUCAUUUAAGGAUCCCGUGAACUGGAGAGAAUCCAGAGGUAGAGGACGAGGACGAGGACGAGGACGACCACCUGUUGCCAGAAGAGUUCCUCAUAUGGGAGAGCAAAGGGAGUCGCGUUUCAAUCACUGGAGGUCUCAUAGUCGGGAUUACUUCCAAGAAUACCCCUCUAAAAUGGAACCACACCAUAACCAGCGGAGACAGUCUCCAUUCAGGCCAAACCGUCCACAAAUCCCACAUCGUUCAUCCCCUCAUAGUCCAGCACAAGGACACCAGAGAACCUUUCAUGGCCCCCCCUCAGGUCAUAGGUCACCUUCACCAAGACAUUUUCAUAACCACUCAGUUGACAGGAGACCAGGCUCUGCACCAACCUACCGGGGAUCAUUCAGGGGCCCAAAGAGGCAGUCAGCAUUUCCUCAUGACGAGCAGCGGAAUCGAGACCCUCACCCAAGAGAAAGACCCCACGAACACUCUGGUCACGGCGUAAAGCGCUGGAACGAGCCUGGAUCCUUCUCUCAUCCACACAAUGGAGAGCAACGGCCUUCUGGGUCACAGAGGAGCCCCAGAGAGAUGUAUGGGAGAGGCUCGUGUGCAGAGAGGUGGUCAUCUGAACAAGACUCCAGGCGGCAGCGUGGACCUCUGGAGAGGCAGGGCAGCAGAUCCCACAGUAGGGAGAGGGCACAAGAAACCCCUCACCUGCCCCCUUACAGACCCCCCUCAUGGAAAGGAGCUCCAUCACCUUCCUACCACAGAACUCCUCAGGAGAGGCCAGUGGCGGCACCUCGGAAGAGAAGGAUAUCCCACAUCAGCAUGCCCUCAUCAGACCCUGCUGAGCAGCAGAACAUUGCAAAGCACCCCAGAAGAGACGCAUCUGGACUGCUAAAUAUUCCCAGGCCAUUUGGUGGUAAACCCUGGUCUACAAGUGAUAAAAGUUACCUGAUUAAGAGACGACAAAUCAGAGCAGAGUCUCUCAUGAGGAUCAAAAUACCUCCACCUGUGAAACGCAGGCCUCGUCAGGGUGACAUGGUUGCACGGGCAAACAUCAGCACUGUUCUUGCCAUGAGGAAGAAACGUUUCCAACAAAAGGCAUUUCCUCUGAAAAAGAGUGAACCAAGAAGAGCACAACAGCAGUCCCAGCAGCCCCCCCCCAGAGAGGAAGACAAUGCCAGCAAGUCUUCCAGAGACACUGGCACAGGAAAAGAACAGGUGGAGUCUCGCCGGUCCUUGAAGACACACAGAUCUUCUCCUAUUGAGAACCGUGAUCUUGUUGUUUUGUCCCACUGGGACUCGUCAUCCUCCAAAGACUGCUCUCCUCCCAGUGCUCCCAGAGCUCCCAGGGCUCCCAGCCCCAAGGCCAAGGCUGACUGCUGUUCAAAUAGUGACACUCCACCAAAAAAGCAACUUCAAAAAUCCAUUGAGUCCAGAUCCCCUGAAGGCAGAAAACGAGGAUACUUGGACCGGAGGGUGUUCAGACCUUUUAAUAUGAUGCAUGAUGGCAACAGAUCUGGCAGACCAUUCAGGAGACCAGGACCCAUGCCAAGGCCAUCGUAUUCUGGUGAGCCCAGGAAGACGGGCCUGGACCUGCAGGGGAACGUUAGAAGACCACUCAUGGAGACUUUAGUUCCACGUCCUUUUCCAACUCAUAAGCCAGUGUUCAGAAAAAGCUACAAUAUCGUGUCCAAGUACCGGAACAUGAGAGUGAUGCGUCAGCGUGCCCCUCACACCCGGGGACCCCCCCAGCAGCGCUGGUGAUCACCGCACAGGCUGCAGAUUGUGGGGGAAAAAAAGAAGAAAACUGUCAUCCAGAUCUUCUAUCUUCUGCCGCCGCCCCCCCUCCCGUCCAAACGUCUUUACCGGCCUCCACCUGCCUCUGGACCCGGAAGUGCUUACAUUUUGUCACUGGUAUAAGUGUUUCAUUUGCAUCAUGAAGUAGUGCUUUACUUUGUUUUAGGAUAUUUGUAAUAUACACUAUUCUGUCCUGGGUUUUGUUGGUUUUAUGAUUUGGGAGAUGCUGCUUAACAAGAGGAAUUCUCUGUUUUAAUCAUAGUGCAUUUUUGUUGUUUACAUCCAAAAAUCAAAUUUUUACUUUGAUAUCUGGCCUUGACAACUUGUAAAUGUAAACAUACAUUGUGUUUGCCACUUUAAAUAAAAUCAGAUUUAACACAGUCUGAGCAGUUUCUU
Molecule: messenger RNA, 2397 nt
Organism: Cololabis saira (Pacific saury)
Lineage: Eukaryota; Metazoa; Chordata; Actinopteri; Beloniformes; Belonidae
Exons: 10
Coding region: 106-1968 (620 amino acids)
Source: RefSeq, a predicted model, not a curated record